Molecule: messenger RNA, 1576 nt
Organism: Pseudo-nitzschia multistriata
Lineage: Eukaryota; Bacillariophyta; Bacillariophyceae; Bacillariales; Bacillariaceae
Source: the annotation of a GenBank genome assembly
GGCCAUCAUAUUUUGCGAUGCGUGCCACCGAGUUCGACGAAAAAUACGGUUUCUGUUGCGAAGAAUGRAUGCUCAUGGUAUUUCUGUCCAACCGUUGUUGUUGCCAAAGUUUCCAUAGAUCUGCUACUACUUAGUACGAUGUAAAUGACUUGUGCAGCGAUGAUUGGUUGACUGACUGUUCCAUUCAUGYAUUCGACGAUCGAUGACGCUGUGUUUUGAUUUCUGCGCURCUGUAGUGAUUCUCGAAAAUAAUUCAUUGUCAGAGAAGUCCACUCUGAUAAUACAAGCGAUUGGUACGAAGAGAACUCGUGGUCUGCUCACGCUCACAUCGUCGUAGAAAGCGAUAGGCUAAUUAUUGCUGUUGCGCCCGACCGAGGCGUUGAUUCUGUGUCUGAUCCCGACAAGAUCUGGCUGCCGAACUCUUUGUUGUGAGGUUAGUUGGCUGUAUGUGUACUUGCAGGUAAAGGAAGCAACGCAGAAAGAGAAUUCAAUGUAGCCAAUAGUURCAAUCSAAGAGAACAUAAUACAGCYCACAGGAAAAGUACGCGCAGCARCAMCACUCAUAAUCUAAAACAAAGCACUCUCUUUUUGCCGACCAAUCGAAAGAAUGCCGAUGGUUUCGGCAAAACUCGUUUCGAAACUAAACAUCUUUUCUCGAAAACGGCACUUGCGGCACGUGCCCGUGCCUGAUAUCGAUAGCGACAGCGAGCCUAAUUGCGAAACUKAUGAUUGCGGAGAUGCAAAAAGUAGUGCGAAAGAARGCGCCCAAGAUUUCCGGACGAGGGGUUCUGCAAUUCUGGAGGCGAUCUCUGCCGAGGCGCAAGGAUUAACGACGACGAGUGUCACCAGCAGCACAACCACGGGUCAAGAUGAAAACAACGGCGGGGGCAACCAUAAAAGYACCAUCGACGGGAUUAGCAGCAGCGACAUCGAAAUGAAUUGGAAAGAAACCAUAGAACAAUWUCGAAGGCAGAAAAGGGAACAGGAGCAGAUCCAAAAGCAAACAAAAGGGGACGGGAACGAAGACAACAGGACGGACGGGGUAUUAAAUAAGGUGCAGCGGCUCAAACUCUUGAAACGGGCACUAGAGAGGCGACGAAAGCUUGACAGCAAGGGUUCGUUUGCCAUCAACAUGGUCACGUUGAGGGAUGAAGACGAAGCGUGCGGCAGGGAGGUCGCCAGGGGAGCUCGUAGCAAUCUUAAUUGCAACAGCAAGAAAAAUAAGUACAAAAAUUACAAGAACAGCGGUAAAAGCGGCGAAACGAUGGGAUGCGACGACCGAUCCAGAUCCACGAUCACGACAUCCGUAAGCAACGAUUUGACCCUCAAGGUGAUAGAYGAGGAAWCAGAGUAUUGYCCCGUGCCAGGAAAGAACAAAAAAUAGACAAUUCAUUUCUCCAUGCCAUGUCAUGCAGUUCGUUUGGGACAACAAUUUCCCCACCGCUCUUUUUCUUCUAAUUUAUGAAGUUACCAGAUUCAUUCAAUAACAYUACCAUUUCUAAAAUAGUAUUAUACUUCAGCAUCUACUAGCGACGCAUUUCUGGGUAUCUUACGGAAUUAAACAUAUUUUGAAACG